Messenger RNA from Spodoptera litura, 1012 nucleotides. The record is from the annotation of a RefSeq genome assembly. NCBI's taxonomy places the organism in Eukaryota, Metazoa, Arthropoda, Insecta, Lepidoptera, Noctuidae.
AUUUAUAAUUUAUUUAAUUCUAAUAAAAUAUUUUUUCUAUUUAUUUUGUUUUUUAGAACUUUAAUUUCCAUUUCAUCUAAUUCUUGAUUUGGAUGUUGAAUUGGAUUAGAAAUUAAUCUUUUAAGUUUUAUCCCCCUAAUUUCUAACUCUAAUAAUUUAUUUUCAACAGAAGCUUCAUUAAAAUAUUUCCUCACACAAUCAAUUGCAUCAUUAAAUUUUCUUUUUUCAAUUUUAAUUAAAUUAUCAUUAAUAAAAAAUUUUGAAAUAAAUAAUUUUCUAGCUAUUAUAAUAAAUUCUUCAAUAUUAAUAAAAAUAGGAAGAGUUCCAUUCCAUUUCUGAUUCCCCAAUAUUAUUGAAGGAUUAUCUUGAUUAAAUAGUUUUAUUUUAAUAACAUGACAAAAAAUCACACCCCUAAUUUUAAUAUCAUAUUAUAUAAAUAAUUAUUUUAUUAAUAUUAUUAUUAUCUUUAAUAUUAUUAUUGGAGCUAUUGGAGGUUUAAAUCAAACAUCAUUACGAAAAUUAAUGGCAUUUUCUUCUAUUAAUAAUUUAGGUUGAAUAAUUAUAUCAAUUUCAAUUAGAGAAACUUUAUGAAUUUUUUAUUUUAUAAUAUAUUCAUUUAUAAUUAGUAUUAUAUGUUUUUUUUUUUAUAUUUUAAAUAUAUAUUUCAUUAAUCAAUUAUUUAUUAACAAUAUAAAUUUUUUAAUUAAAAUCAAUAUCUUAAUUAAUUUUCUUUCUUUAGGAGGGUUACCCCCAUUUAUUGGAUUUUUCCCUAAAUGAAUUAUUAUUAAUUUUUUAAUUAAUAAUAAUAUAUAUCUAAUAACUUUUAUUUUUGUAAUAAUAAGAUUAAUUAUAUUAUUUUUUUAUAUUCGUAUUAGAUAUUCAGCAAUUAUAUUUAAUUAUAUAAAAAAUAAAUGAUUUAAAAUUUAUAUUAAAAAUAAAUAUUUUUUAAUUAUUAAUUUUUUUUCAUUUUUUUCUAUUAUAGGAAUAAUUUUAAGAACAUUAUUUUUUUAUU